Cannabis sativa is the source of this 1977-nucleotide messenger RNA. RefSeq names its product putative cyclin-A3-1. The transcript is spliced from 8 exons. Gene Ontology annotation, biological process: regulation of cyclin-dependent protein serine/threonine kinase activity; mitotic cell cycle phase transition. The record is from RefSeq and is a predicted model, not a curated record. NCBI's taxonomy places the organism in Eukaryota, Viridiplantae, Streptophyta, Magnoliopsida, Rosales, Cannabaceae. Gene Ontology annotation, molecular function: cyclin-dependent protein serine/threonine kinase regulator activity. Bases 339 to 1487 code for a protein of 382 amino acids. Gene Ontology annotation, cellular component: cytoplasm; cyclin-dependent protein kinase holoenzyme complex; nucleus.
AGGAAAUCCAAAACCCAAAAACGAAAAAUAAAAAAGAGCACCAACCAACCGCGCAAACACAUAAUUAUUGGCCCCAAAUAAUAAACAAAUAAAAGUAGGGAACAAAAAAAUGGCGCUUUAUUUUGGGUUUUAAUACUCCAACUCCCUCCCUCAUCUCCCUGAGUCCCACCCAAUCAAAAUAUAUGAAAAGCUAAUAAUUUAAUUAAAUAAAUAAAUAAAUAAAAAUAUAUAAAACAAUUCCCUCCGCUUUGGGGCUGAAAUCUCCACUUCUCCUCCCUAAUCCCAUUUUGUUUCCUUCACUUCACCUUUUUGUUCUCAGCUCAGCUUGACUCACUGUCAUGGCGGAGCAACACCAGAGCGUGCGUGUCACGCGUUCUGCUAAAAAAAGGUCUGCGGCGGCGGCCUCCUUGGUCCACGACGACGGCGACCGCCCAUCGUCUAAGAAUAAAAGGCGCGUUGUUUUGGGUGAGCUCCCCAACUUGUCUAAUGUCGUUUCUUCUGGGGUUGAUCCCAAAAAGCCCAAACGCGUUACCAAAACGAAGAAGCUUCAGAAGGUGGUGCCCGCAACCGCCUCGACCACCACCACCGAAGCUACCGGAGACGAACAUAGUGAGAGUUUGAAUCGUGAACCGGCGGCGUUGGAUGAUCCACAAAUGUGCGUUCCUUAUGUCUCUGACAUUUAUGCAUAUCUUCAAGAAAUUGAGGCUGAUCCAAACAGACGACCUCUACCAGAUUACAUGGAGAAAGUUCAAAAGGACAUUACAGCUGGUAUGAGGGGAAUUUUGGUUGAUUGGUUGGUAGAAGUUGCAGAGGAAUACAGACUACUUUCCGAUACUUUAUUCCUCACUAUUUCCUUCAUUGAUAGAUUUUUGUCAAUGAAGACUUUGGAUCGCCAGAGUCUUCAGUUAUUAGGAGUUUCUUCAAUGCUGAUAGCGUCAAGAAAGUAUGAAGAGAUUGGCCCUCCUCAUGUUGAAGAUUUUUGCUAUAUAACGGAUAAUACUUACACUAUGGAAGAGGUAGUGAAGAUGGAAAGUGAAGUACUUAAGUCAUUGAAGUUUGAAUUGGGCAAUCCUACCAUAAAGACCUUUGUAAGGAGAUUUAUUAACGUUGCUCAAGAGAGUAACAAACCUCCUCCAAACUUACAUUUGGAAUUUUUGAGUUACUAUCUUGCUGAGCUAAGUUUGUUGGACUAUCAUUGUGUGAAAUUCCUGCCUUCUUUGGUGGCAGCAUCUGUUAUAUUUCUUGCGAGGUUCAUAGUUAAGCCAAAGGUGUUUCCUUGGACGUUGACCCUGCAAAAUCAUUCAAGAUACACACCACCUGAUUUAAAGCAAUGUGUUCUUAUUAUACACGAUUUGUAUCUAAGUAGAAGAGGGGAGUCUUAUCAAGCUUCAAGAAGGAAAUACAAGCAACAUAAGUUUAAAUCUGUGGCGAUCAUGCCUUCUCCUCCGGAGAUACCAACUCACUAUUUUGGAGAUAUUAGACAAUGAUAGAGAAAAGGUGAUUUUUGGAUGACUUGGGUUUGUCAAUAGAAGUUGAUUUUGUUGGUCCAGACUGUUGGAAAUAGGCUACUAUGACAUUCUGCUGCUGUUGCUGCUCACAAUAAUGGUUGUGAAGCUGGAAACUCUCUACAACUUUUGUAGUGAGAUUGCGUAUAUAUUAUAGUUCUUAGUGAUUCUUUUGAGGUGGAGUUGUUUUCUCACGAUGGCAAACAACAUUUUGGGAUGACAUUGGUUCAUUUCACUUGGAAUGAUGUAUGCGUAUAGUUUGGGACAUGAAAAUUCUUAAUGAAGCAGUUAGCCCUUUUAUAUUGUCUCGCAGCUCGGCUUUUUUAUCUUUUUCCUUUUUAUGCGUAUAGUUUCUGAAAUACGACCUUAAUGAACAGGCAACUAAUGUAAGCUUUCAUUUGUUUUUCUUUUCUUAUUGAUAUAUUGACAUUUGUCUUAGACCAAGAAAUCUAAUUAUCCACAGUAGCAAUUC